AUGUCCAAAAAGCUAAAGAUGAGCCCUCUGAAGAUUUGCACCCAUUCGGGGACCUUCCAUGCGGACGAGUCCCUUGCCGUUUACAUGUUGCGUACUCUGAAACAAUUUAAAGACUCUGACCUGAUACGGUCUAGAAAGGAGGCCGACUGGGACGCUAGCGACAUCGUUGUUGAUGUGAGCGGAAAGUAUGAUGGCAAGAAGUACUUUGACCACCACCAGAGAGAUUUCUCGGACGUGUUUGGUCCUGGAUUCAAAACCAAGCUUUCUUCGGCUGGUUUGGUGUACAAACAUUACGGUAAGCAAAUUAUCAAGGAAAAUUUAGAGAUCGACAACGACAAGGAAAUCGAUUUCCUUUACGAUCGUGUUUACAAGGAUUUCAUCGAGGCAGUGGACGCUAAUGACAACGGAAUCAACAAAUAUGAUGAUCAGGACCAGCUCAAACCAAAUUUCAGAGACAGAAACUUCCAGCUUUCUUCGGUGGUCUCUAACUUGAACCCAUCUUGGAUCAUCGACCCAACUGACGCUGACUUUGACAAGGCUUUUGAAAAGGCAUCUGAGAUUAUGGGGUUCGCCUUCAUGAAUUACCUGGAAUACAUGGGCAAGUCGUUUUUGCCUGCCAAACAAUACGUUGAGGCUGCUAUUGGUAGCAGACACGAGGUGGACCCAAGCGGGAAGAUCAUUGUUCUGGACCGUUUUGUUCCUUGGAAAGAGCAUCUAUACAACUUGGAAAAGGAACUGGGUAUCGAGGGCGAGAUUCUUUACGUUUUGUUCGCCGAUUCGUCGUCUGCAUGGCGUAUCGCUUGUGUGCCUGUGAGUGCUUCCUCUUUUGAUUCCCGUCAAAAAUUACCCGAGCCUUGGCGUGGGGUGCGUGACGAUGCCCUUAGCGAGCUGACUGGAGUUCCAGGAUGCAUUUUCGUCCAUGCUGCCGGGUUUAUUGGUGGAGCAAAAUCGAAGGAGGCCGUUGUCAAGCUUGCCCAGAUGGCUUUAUAG
Molecule: messenger RNA, 990 nt
Organism: Ogataea philodendri
Lineage: Eukaryota; Fungi; Ascomycota; Pichiomycetes; Pichiales; Pichiaceae
Exons: 1
Coding region: 1-990 (329 amino acids)
Cellular component (GO): nucleus; cytoplasm
Source: RefSeq, a predicted model, not a curated record